Molecule: messenger RNA, 975 nt
Organism: Peronospora matthiolae
Lineage: Eukaryota; Oomycota; Peronosporomycetes; Peronosporales; Peronosporaceae
Source: the annotation of a GenBank genome assembly
AUGGGGUACGAAGAAGUGUCAAAGGCAUAUCGCGUUUACGACAUUGAAGCGGACCAAGUGGUGAUAUCUCGCGAUGUCACAUUCGACGAAUCAACGCUUGGUUUCUCGCCGAGGCUACCACAAGAAAUUGUUGAUGACACUGCGCUGGAUAUCGAAUCGAUGAACAUCAGCGAUGAGCCUCACCCCAUGCAAUUCAAGCAAGCUGGAAAACGCAAAAGCUGUUCAAACAGUCAAGAACAAGUUCUACAACGGACACUUCUUGAGCGUCGUGGAACCGGGUUAGAAGAAGCAAGUGCCCCGGAUGACUCUGAAUCGCACCAAGCGAAGCGACGAUCAAGCGCUCGAGACAAUCUGGACGAAGAGCAAAAGGGCAGUGACGAAGAUAACGAGGAUGCUACACCUCAAGUCUUUUGGCGAGCGAGUGCCAAUGCAGUCGAAGGUACUGACUUGUCUGAGCCGACAAAGUUUGGAGAUGCUGUUGGUGGACCAGAUCAAGUGCAUUGGCGUAAGGCAAUCUGUGCCGAGUUGGACUCGAUGAAACUUCGUGGCGUGUUUCGAGCGACCAAACUGCCGUCUGGACAGCAUACCAUUGGCACCAAGUGGGUAUUCAAGAUCAAACGGAAAGCUGAUGGAUCCAUCGAGAAAUACAAGGCGCGUCUCGUGGCAAAAGGGUUCAAGCAGAAAUAUGGCAUCGACUACACGGAAACGUUUUCGCCGGUAGUCAAGUACGUGACGCUGCGCAUGGUGGUUGCAAUCACGAAGUACUUUGGCUGGACACUGGACCUACUGGACGUGGUGACAGCUUUCCUUUACGGAGAAAUGAAGGAAAAGGUAUUCUGCGCGAUCCCAGAAGGGGUCGAAGUUGAUGAAGACUUUGACUGCUUUGAACUGGUCAAGGUGACCUACGGACUAAAACAAGCAUCGCGCGCAUGGAACGAGACUUUUCAUGAGUUCGUCUGCUCCAUUGGAUUUUAA